Molecule: messenger RNA, 573 nt
Organism: Manihot esculenta (cassava)
Lineage: Eukaryota; Viridiplantae; Streptophyta; Magnoliopsida; Malpighiales; Euphorbiaceae
Exons: 1
Coding region: 16-528 (170 amino acids)
Source: RefSeq, a predicted model, not a curated record
UUAAUACUGGCAUAAAUGCACGUCACCAACUCUCCAUGUGCCUGCACAUGCUUUCCAAUUCUAACCUCUCAUGUUGCUCAUCAAUCAAAUAAUGCAAUUGCCAAUGCCAUUAUCAUUAACAAAACAAAACCAGAAACCCACCAAGAAACAUCCUAUUUAUUCUCUCUCUUCCUCUUCUUCUUCUUCUUCUGCAAAUCACCAGUUAUGAACCUGUCUGGAACCACAACUGUUACCAGAACAGUCUUGCUCUUCUUCUUCUGUGUGUUUCUAUGUUCUUGCAUUUUUGUGUACUAUGCUAAUAAUGAAAGUGCCACCAACUGGCCAGCCUUCUGUGCAUCCACUAUCUUGGUUGUCGGGCUCCUGUUGACGUCAACGUUGGUGGUUGUCGCCGCCCGUGCCACCGUGUUGGCAUGGAUCACAGUGCUGGUGCUGCUAGCCUUCGCAGGGAAGCGUCGCGGAGUGCUUGUUCAACAGGGGAGGAAAAUCACCACUGAUGUUGUAAUGUAUUUGUUUAAAGAUUGUGCUUGAAGAUGGCAUUCCUCAAAUUAUAUCAUUUUUGUAGUUUUUUUUUUU